AGAUCAAUCCAUCAAUGACAUAUAUCAACUUUUGUUGACAACCACUGUUUAAAAAAAAAAGUAAUCAUAUCAUCAAUAGACACGUGUAUAAUUGGUAUUUCAUUCAUAAACAUUUAAAUUUGAUUCAUAUUAAACUCAUCUGAAAUAUCUCUCCACGAAUUCUUACCUUGCAAUGUGAUAUUUUUGUGGUUUAUCACAAUAACUUCGCUUUUCUUGUAGUAUAUGAUACGAAUCCGAUCGUUGAUUUUAAAGCCUAAUAAAUUCAUUCGAUGUUUUUCUUCUAAUAUGAUGGAAAACAUCGUAACCAAAAUUGAGAAAUCUAUCGAAAAUGGAGCUGAGUUGAGUGCUCAACACGUACCUGCAGUGAAAAACUCUGGUAAUCGUCUUUUUUAUUCCUUACCUGAGGAUUACACCACCGUUGAACAACCAGAAUCCCUAGGAGUUGAAGAGAGAUCUCUGCUUCUUAAAGAAAUUUACUCCAAUAUUUCGAGUCGAACUGCGCAAUUUGAUGGACCAUUUGGUUGGAGAUCUGUUAUAUAUUGUGAUUAUGCAGCAUCUGGUCAGCCUGUAAAGUUUAUUGAAGAAUACAUUAGUAAUCAUGUUCUUCCGUUUUAUGGUAAUACACACACAACAAUAACUGCAACAUCUCUACAAAGUACAUAUUUCAGACAUGAAGCUAAGGAUAUUAUUCGAAAAUCUGUAAAUGCUAGUGAACAUGAUGCUGUUAUUUUGACUGGAAAUGGUUGCACAAGUGCUGUCAACAAGUUGAUUCAUGCCUUAAGUAUUAACAUUCCAACAGUGGUGUUUGUUGGGCCUUAUGAACAUAAUUCAAAUGUAUUGCCUUGGAGAGAAAUUAAUGCUAAAAUUGUGAGAAUUAAAGAGACAGCCACUGGCUUAGUUGAUCUUGAGCAUUUAGAAUCUGAAUUGAAGAAACAUACUAAUCAAGGUUAUCAACUAAUAGGAACUUUUACGGCUGCUUCUAAUGUUACCGGAAUUGUUGUAGAUGAUAAAGAAAUAGCUAUUUUACUUCAUAGAUAUGGUGCCUUAUCAUUUUGGGACUAUGCAGCUGCUGGACCUUAUGUUGAUAUAAACAUGAAUCCAAUUGUUUUCGGACAAAAUGAGGGUCUUGCUUACAAGGAUGCCAUUUUUAUAUCUCCUCAUAAAUUUGUUGGUGGUCCAGAUACUCCGGGUAUUUUAGUUGCAAAGAAAAAUCUUUUUUCAAAUUCAGUUCCAUGUGAACCUGGAGGUGGAACAAUAUUUUUUGUUACACGAAAUGGUCACCGCUAUUUAAAAGAUAUUGAAAUGAGAGAAGAAGGUGGAACUCCUUCUAUCAUUGGUGCAAUUCGAGCAGGCAUGGCAUUUCAACUGAAAGAUGCUGUUGGAAUAGAUAUCAUAUCAAAGAGAGACAAAGAAAUUUGCAAUAUGGUUCUAAAAAAGUGGGAGAAUGUCCCUGAGCUUCAAAUUCUUGGAUAUACCCAUGUUCAAAGAUUACCCAUAUUUUCUUUUGUUAUUUACCAUGAAAAGUCUGGCAUGUAUUUGCAUCAUAAUUAUGUUUGUGCCUUGUUGAAUGAUAUGUUUGGAAUACAAACAAGAAGUGGAUGUGCCUGUGCUGGCGCAUAUGCUUUAGACCUACUUGGAAUUAAUGAGAAUUUAGCUACAAAUUUUGAUACUCUCCUUGCUGAAAACAUAUCAUUGGAUCGAACCCAUUUAAGACGUAAAGGUGAAUAUUCUGAACGGGAGAUUUUGCGCCCUGGUUUCAUACGAUUAACAUUUCCAUUUUUCAUGCCUGAUUCUGACAUAAAUUUUAUUCUGGAUGCUGUUGCAAUGGUUGCAAAGAAUGGUUGGAAACUUUUACCUCAAUAUAAUUUUAAUCCUGAAACAGCUGAAUGGAAGCAUAAGAAAUACCAGGUGUUUCUUAGUAGAAAGUGGCUAGGAUCUAUAUCUUAUAAGGCUGGGCACUUCAAUGUGAAAAAUGAAACUUUUGAAAAUAUGAAGAUUCCUAGUCAUUCAGAACUAUUAGCUGAUGCAUCCACUGUAUUUGAAAAUGCUGUUGGGGAAGCCUCUAGAAAGUUCACACCUGACCAGCAGUUAAUGUUUGAUUCUGAGUCCUCAAGUUUGAAAUGGUUUUUGUUGCCCAGUGAAGCAAAACAGUAUAUGAUUGGAGAAAUUAUGAAACAUAUUAAAAAACCUGUGUUUGUUGUGAGAAACACUGCAAAAGUUCUUCAAAAAGAAACUUUAGAUGUUAAUAAAAUAAACAAUAACUGUGAUCAUUUAAAUGAACAGGAUGAAAAUUGUAACUUCAAUAGUUGCUUAAGAACUGAAGAAAGAAGUUGUAUUUCACAAAGUGAAUUAGAACAUAAUAACAAUAGUUGUAGCUUAUCAUGUUUUAUAGCAAAGUCUUCAAAUUUAAAUCAAAAUAAUAUUUUAAAUUCUAGAAAAUGUAAAUGGUAUUCUCCACCCACUGCAAUUUUCAAACCCUUUUUAAAAGCUGUUGGCAUAUUUGACAUGAUCAAAGAUGGCGAUAAAGUUUUAGUGUGCGUAUCUGGUGGUAAAGACUCAUUAUCUCUACUGCAUACUCUUCAUCAGUAUCAGUAUUAUUCUCGUAAAAAGGGUGUACAGUUUGAAAUAGGUGCCAUGACUGUGGAUCCCAAGAGUCCAUUAUAUGACCCUAGUCCUCUUAUACCAUAUAUGAAAGCUCUUAAUAUACCUUACUUUUAUGAAGAACAAGAUAUAAUAAGCCAAGCUGCAAGCCUUGAUAAAUGUACUUCCAUAUGCAGCUUUUGUAGCAGAUUAAAAAGAGGCAGAAUUUAUGCAUGUGCUCAUAAAAAUGGUUAUAAUGCUAUUGCCCUUGGUCAACACUUAGAUGACUUAUCUGAAAGCUUCUUAAUGUCAGUUUUCCAUAAUGGUCGUUUGAGAACUAUGAAAGCUCAUUAUACAGAUAAAUCCUCAUCUUUAAGAAUUAUUAGACCACUUGUUUUUGUCCGAGAAAAGGAUCUUCGAAGAUUUGCAGAACAGAAAAAAUUGCCUGUGAUACCAGAAAAUUGUCCAGCCUGCUUUGAAGCUCCAAAAGAGCGUCAUCGAGUGAAACAACUUUUAGCAACUCAAGAAGUGCAGUUUCCGAAUUUGUAUCGCAGCUUAAAGACUGCCAUGUAUCCAUUAAUGGCCAUUAAUGUUACUGGAGUUGAAGACAAGUUACUAGGCAAAGAAUCUUUGUUAAAAUUUGAAAAUACUUUUUCUGAUGAAGUUGAUGAUUAAAUCAUUUGUUUUACCUUCA
Parasteatoda tepidariorum (common house spider) is the source of this 3274-nucleotide messenger RNA. RefSeq lists its product as uncharacterized. The record is from RefSeq and is a predicted model, not a curated record. Lineage: Eukaryota; Metazoa; Arthropoda; Arachnida; Araneae; Theridiidae.